GCCUCGUAGAUAUAGGAGAGCGGAUAAAGAUUCGCGCAGCAGCAACGUGAGGCAAAGAACGCAGUCCUCGGAAUCUUAGCAGCAGCACCACGCGAAGGACGCAGCAAUGGCCUCCCUCACCGCGGUCGCGGCCGUGCAACCUGUGGCCGUGAAGGGCCUCGCAGGGAGCUCCUUCAACGGCAACAAGCUCGCACUCAAGCCCUCCCGCCGCAUCGCCUCUCGCGCCAACCUCAGGCCUGGCGCCGCCGUGGUCGCCAAGUACGGGGAGAAGAGCGUGUACUUCGACCUCGAAGACAUCGGCAACACCACGGGCCAGUGGGACCUCUACGGCUCCGACGCCCCUUCGCCCUACAACCCACUCCAGAGCAAGUUCUUCGAGACGUUCGUUGCUCCUUUCACCAAGCGGGGUCUGUUGCUCAAGUUCUUGCUGCUGGGUGGCGGCUUUUCGAUAGCCUACCUGGGAUCCACCGCCUCCGGCGACAUACUACCCAUCAAGAAGGGCCCGCAGCUGCCUCCUACUCCGGGGCCUCGCGGCAAGAUCUAAGCGAUCGGUGUAAACAUCAAAGAAGCUCGAUUAUUUCCUUUGUACUCUGUUCCAACUUUAUGCUCGUCGUGUGUGAACAAAGAUCGACAUGGAAUGCUUCUUUUGGGCUCA
Molecule: messenger RNA, 655 nt
Organism: Musa acuminata AAA Group (dessert banana)
Lineage: Eukaryota; Viridiplantae; Streptophyta; Magnoliopsida; Zingiberales; Musaceae
Product: photosystem I reaction center subunit VI, chloroplastic
Exons: 3
Coding region: 107-544 (145 amino acids)
Biological process (GO): photosynthesis
Cellular component (GO): chloroplast thylakoid membrane; photosystem I; photosystem I reaction center
Source: RefSeq, a predicted model, not a curated record